Molecule: messenger RNA, 708 nt
Organism: Chara braunii
Lineage: Eukaryota; Viridiplantae; Streptophyta; Charophyceae; Charales; Characeae
Source: the annotation of a GenBank genome assembly
GGGUUUGGAAAAAAAACAAACAAACAUAAUAAUAAAUUCACCACGACCCCUGUUGGAGUGUAAUACCCAAAUGCCUUUAGCAACAUCAUGCACCUGGACGCGAUACCGUCCACAGGGGCUGCAUUGUAGUUUUCGAGUUGUCCUGCAAGGGCAUGCAAUUAAAGACGUUCAGGUCAUAGCAGAGAUUGCUUAUCGCCAGUUGCAUGGGGAUGCGAGGGAACAUGUUGAUCUGUACAUAAAUGCAUUCAAGGGUUUCUACUCAGAUCAAAGUGACUUUCCGACAGCAGCUGCGUGGGCAGACUUCUUGCCUUCUGUAGGUAUCUCUGCAUUUUCUGACUGGCAUUUCAUCGAUCAACCCAUUCUGGAUUCUGACCUGCUGAACACAACGACUGCUCCCGAGCCUUCUCAGGAAAACAUUGUUUGGGCACUCAACCAUUGCUACAAAACGUUACAGUUCAGCGGCGCAGGUGACAUAUGGGGCCGCGCAUUGAUGUUGAGAUUUCUAAUUCACCUCGUUGGAGACAUUCAUCAGCCACUUCAUUGUGUGAACCGAUACUCCAAAUCGAAUAUUCAAAAAGGUGGCGAUCAUCGAGGGCAAGACAUCAUGUUGAAGAAUUCGCACAUUGUGACGGUCAAAGAUCUACAUAACUUCUGGUAAGAGCAAAUUACAUCACUUGGUAACAAUUGGCGCAGAAUUUGCCCCAACGA